GUGCUCGUCCCCGUCGAUCCUACGUCGUACGUCCAAGCGAGCGUAAUUUGCGCGCUGCCUCGCUCCCGAUGCACUUCUUUUCUCAAAAUCUACACAUAGAUGUUUCGAUUUCAGUCCCUGGAUGAAGACUGUACAUUGGAGGAGGAGGAGGAAGGUCUAAUAGAUGAAGAAGAUGAAAUUGAUCAGUUCAAUGAUGACACCUUUGGAGCUGGGGCCAUCGAUGAUGACUGGCAGGAGGAACACAAGCGCCUCGCUGAACUUGACGAGCGUGAUGGGUUAGGAGCCGGGAUGGGAGCCGAGUCAGAUAUUGGAGGAGCUGAGGACUCUUCCUCCACCCAUCUCUCCUUUCCCUCUUCCUUCCCUUCAGUUAACUUCUCCUCAUCUUCCUCUGGUGUACCUCUGGCAGAUUUGGAGGAUCGAGGAAGGGAAGGUGACCUGGCUGAAUCCGUUGCCAGACUCAUCCUUGAAGCCGAUCCGGCCAUCGCUGGUGUUGGGGCAGCUGAGAGGCCUGGUCCUUCUUCCACCUCACUAGGAUCCAAUCUGUCUGUUCUGCAGGGAGUGGACCGACCCAGACUUCUUCCCCAGCCUUCCUCUGUCCCGCACCUCACUCAACCACACCAGCACCCUCAUCCCCUGCCGCACCAGCUUCCUCUGGGGCACUCCACUUCAGCUCUCCCUCUUCCUUCAUCUAUGCUCACCUACCAACAGCAGCAGCAUAUCUUACGUAGAGGAGCUGCUCCAAUGGGUCAGAUGAAUUCUCACAGUCUAUGGGAGAACAGCAUGGGUUUUGGAUCGGAUAGUCCGCUAAUGUCUGUGAUCAAAGAGGUGGGUCUUCCCAAGCGGCCUCCUCCGAUUAGAAGUGAUGAAGGACGAGAUUUGUCAGAGAGGGUCCCACCUCCACGAUCUUCCUCACCCGUGAUUGGCUCUCCACCAGUGAGGGCUGUGCCUAUUGGGACGCCACCUAAACAGCCAAUGAGCCACACCCUGAACCAUCAGAUCCAUCACCCCACAGCGGUUCAUGUGAGAGCCCCCGUGCAGCACAGAUACCCUCCUCCUUUCCCUGAACGUCUGUCACCCAACACCCUGCUCAAUAUAGCUAAUUCUCCACUGUGCCGCGGUCAGUUCCCUCCUGGAGUUGGACCCGUUCUGUCUCAUAUCCAGCGGUCUCAGCUGCUCAGCUCUCAGGUGGCAGGUUUUCCCCGUGGUGGUCCAGCACCUCCUUUGUUACCAGGUGGUGGAGGUUUCAGGCCUUUUUUCAGUGGCCCGCCUCCUCCGCACAGUCAUCGAAUGGGCCCUCCACUUCCUCAUGGCCCCCACAACCACAUGCCAACUGUACAUCAUAACACUACCCACCUUCACCCUCAGCACCGACGCAUACUCACGCAGCGCAUGCAGAGCCGAGCGGGGGACCGUGGUCGGAUGGGAGGAGACCGGCGCAGCAGAGAUCCUUACAACCUGAUGACGCAGAAGGAGAGAUGGGUAACCAAGAUCCAGAUGAUGCAGCUUCAGAGUACUGACCCCUACUUGGAUGACUACUACUAUCAGAACUACUAUGAAAAGAUGGAGAAACGACAGGAAAGGGAGCGAGACAGCAACAAGAAAGAACACACCACCAAACUCAUCACUCCACAGGUCGCCAAGGUGGAGCACACCUACAGACCGGUUCAGUUUGCAGGCUCUCUCGGGAAGCUGACUGUUUCUAGUGUCAACAACCCCCGCAAGAUGAUUGAUGCUGUGGUGACGACUCGCACAGACGAUGAGGAGAAGAGAGAGAAGCAGGUGUGGAAUAAGAGGAGCAUUCUCUACACUGUGGAGGAGAUGUACAGUUUGCUGUUGGAGGUACAAGACUUUGAGAAACGUUUUGUUCACGCACCAGAAGAGGAGCGGGAGACUUUGCUGGAGCAACACAAAACUAACACCAUGCAGCUGUGCAGCUCUUUAAAGGAGAAGGAGUGGGAUGACAGAGUGAGUGAUGAGCAGUGUGUGAUGAUCAUGUCGGUGAGGAAGGGCAAGCGACUCAUCGCCAGACUCCUCCCCUUCCUGCCCACGCCCCAGGCUACCGCAGUUGUCAUGGCAAUUGCUCGCAACCUUCCCGCCUUGGCCAAGAAGGACAAACAGGACCAGGUGCUGGGCUGGUUAGUGGAGCCCGUUUCUGCCGUUAUCCAGUCAUUGUCAAGCGCCGCCCUCACAGACUUGCUGCAGGACCUUCAGGGUCAUGAAGGUCAACUGACCAUGGUCCUACACAACAAGUUUGGUGUGACGCUGCUGUAUUUGAUCCUGAGUGAAGGAGAGAGGAUGCAGAGCUCCGACCCAAAUUGUCAGCUCAUGGAUGACAAUCGAUGGACCGAGUUGGUGUUUUCGGUGACGAGGGACUUGCUAAGUGUUCCCUCCUCAUCCCUUGCUUCUCCCCUCUUCACUCCUCCCAACCUGCUCUCCCUUUUUUCACGUUAUGUUGAUCGGCAGAGGUUGGAGCUGUUGCAAGACAAGCUACAGAUCUCUGCUUUAAACAGGUAGAACUUCCUCCAGACUCAGCAGGACCUCCCUCACCUCUCCACUCGAUGCAGACCGUUCUGUGUGUGUGUGUGUGUGUGUGUGUGCCUGUCAGAGUGAAUGGUGUGUCUCUGUGCGUGCAUGCAUGGAGGUAAAUCCAUGGUGGGUCAUUUUAAUCCAGCAGAAUCUAGUCACUUUGUUUUUUGGGGGGUUUUUUUGUUGCGUGGGUGUGCGUGCGCACGCGUGCACAAGUGUUACAGUGUAAGAGAUGAGAAAUGAAAUCUGCAUUUUUAAAUAUCUUGUUUACGAUAAUGCCUGUGAUGAACUUUCAAAUUAAAAAGUAUUUCUAUUAUAUACAA
Thalassophryne amazonica is the source of this 2849-nucleotide messenger RNA. RefSeq names its product protein PAT1 homolog 1-like. Gene Ontology annotation, molecular function: RNA binding. The record is from RefSeq and is a predicted model, not a curated record. Gene Ontology annotation, biological process: deadenylation-dependent decapping of nuclear-transcribed mRNA; P-body assembly. Gene Ontology annotation, cellular component: P-body. Lineage: Eukaryota; Metazoa; Chordata; Actinopteri; Batrachoidiformes; Batrachoididae.